GAAUUAGGCCAAAUGAAGGUUUGCAAGGGAAGUAGUGGAGAGCAUUGUUUAAAGUUUACUUAAAUGGCAUCCUGACCACAAUGAAGAAAGCCGAUACUGUGGAAGAUGUCAGCAGUCACGUGCAGAAUGUACCAGAGAGGCCACCCCGCCUGGGAGUGCAGAAUAAACAGCAGAUGCGUCUGAGGCAGGAGGGGUGGAUCUGUGGAGAGAGUCCAGCAGCAGUAUACAAUCUCUCAAGAAGCCAGAGUUCAUCUCUGCAAGGCCAGGUGACAACUGCUCUUCUUGUGGAUUACUUGGUUUACAAGAUCCUGCCAGUGAGACUUCAAGUUUACGCAGCUGGGACCCGAGCCACCUCGGUUUUGUACUUGCAUGUGCUGGUGGAAGUUUGGAGCUGGUUGGAGCUACUGUUUACCUGGACAUUUUGAGCCAUUUUGAACUUAAGGCGCUGACACUGCUAGCAAUGAGCUCCCAAAGCCAUCCAGGCUGGCCUGAAAUUCAUCAUACGGCUCAAGAUUCUCCUGCCUCAGUCAUGGGAAUGCUGGGGUUACAGGCAUGCCAUGGGAAGUACUUUCAGCUUGAGCACUGUUUAAAAUUGUUUGUGAUGAUGAUAUCUUCACCAUUGCUUUCUGUAAAAUCAAGCUCUAUAUUUUCUAGCUUUAAACCUUUUAUAGUUUCACCAGUCACUGUUAAAUUUUAGGUACCUUCUCUUAGUAGCUUGCCUGAAUGCCUUCAUAGUGAGUAUUAUUUAUAUCUGUCUGAAAACAAAAUUCUGCUCCUGGGAAACUAACGUGAGCUCCUGAUAGAUCUCGGCACUGGGCAGGAGCUUCAGGGCCCAUGCUAGGCCCCUAUGGAUGCUGUGGAGUCCCCUGCCUGAGUGAGGGCUCACAGAGACUUCGGAUUGGCAGAGGUCAGAGCUUAUUGAGUGCUAUGACUUUUGUUGGUUCUAAACUGUGUCUCAGUCCCCAAGAGUCCCAAGGUCAUUGCAGUACACACAGGGGACCCACCUUAGAAAAAUAUCACAACUUAAAUUUGUCCUAUUUUAUGUAGUGAACUUAGAACAUUUGAUCAGAUGCCACUUGUAGACUUAAAAUAGCUAGUAUGAAUAAAUGUGAAUUUAGCGACUUGGUCUUACAUCAGUGAGUCCUGGGUAGGUGCCAUUCUGAACCACAGAGGUUACUACACUGUUGCUGAGGUGAGUAAAGGGAUUUUCAAGAUCCUGAUUGAAGGUUUGUAGAGGAGAGUGAUGGGCAGAGGCUGAUGCUGCCAGGCUAGAGGAAACUUGGAGGUAAUGAAGAAGUUCAUUGACCUUUGGAUGUGUGGCAUCUUUGGGCUGCCGGGGAGAUGCACUGGGAGUCAUCAGAAAUACUGUGUUUCUAAGUCUGAGACAAGGCAUGGCCCAUGCCAGCCUAGAGCCAUUUUCACCAUGCCCUUCUUGGACCCUUGUCUCUUCUUCUGUGAACAGUCUCAGUGCCAGGCCAGCAGGUGGCCUGCAUUGUACCAUUGCCAGACAGGGCCUCCUGGAUUUGUUUGUGACCUUGCCUACCUUGGGAGUCUCUCCCCUGUUCUUUUUCUUUGUCCCUACUGAAGGUGAAGCAAUGCGCAGAAACAGACUAGUGCUGCUAGUCUCAUUUGUAGCUUGUCCCCAGUCUGGCCUGGGUCCAGUCGGCACUGCAUGUAUUCCACAGGGGCCUGGCCUGCAGACCUCAGCGGAAGCUAGUUGUCUUGUCUGCUCCUCUGUUCCUGGAAAGCCUUGCCACACACAGCCAGGACCACUGUGGGUGCAUCCGGUCUCUGCUGCUGCCAUUUGUUUGGGAGCUGUUGGCUCUGGUCAGAUAUGUGGAUGUGCUGUUAAUUUGUCCUCAUUUUUGGAAGGAAGUUGGUGGCUCAGACGAAAGGAAGAGCCACAGAAUGUCAAACCCAGCAGCGGCUGUCUGACGUGGCUGCUAAUCACCGCAAUAUGGAAUGAAGAGGAAGCAUUCGAUUUCCUUGCUUGCCAGAUGGACUUUCUGGUCGAGACCAGCCAGUAGAGCUGCUGAAUCCUGCCCGUGUGAACCACAUGUCCAGCACGGUGGAUGUGACUACAGCGCUGCCUCUGCAAGUGGCCCCUGCAGCAGUACCCAUGGACCUGCGCCUGGACCACCAAUUCUCGCUGCCUUUGGAACCUGCACUGCGGGAACAGCAGCUACAGCAGGAGCUCCUAGCACUGAAACAGAAGCAGCAGAUCCAGCGGCAGAUCCUCAUUGCUGAGUUCCAGCGGCAGCAUGAGCAGCUGUCCCGGCAGCACGAGGCCCAGCUGCAUGAACAUAUCAAGCAGCAGCAGGAGAUGCUGGCCAUGAAGCACCAGCAGGAGCUGCUGGAGCACCAGCGGAAACUGGAGCGGCACCGGCAGGAGCAGGAGCUGGAGAAGCAGCACCGUGAGCAGAAGCUGCAGCAGCUCAAGAACAAGGAGAAGGGCAAAGAGAGUGCUGUAGCAAGCACCGAGGUGAAGAUGAAGCUGCAGGAGUUUGUUCUCAACAAGAAGAAGGCGCUGGCCCACCGGAACCUGAACCACUGCAUUUCCAGCGAUCCCCGCUACUGGUAUGGGAAGACACAGCACAGCUCCCUUGACCAGAGCUCUCCGCCCCAGAGUGGAGUAUCAGCCUCCUACAACCACCCAGUCUUGGGAAUGUAUGAUGCCAAAGAUGACUUCCCUCUUAGGAAAACAGCUUCUGAGCCCAACCUGAAAUUACGGUCAAGGCUUAAGCAGAAAGUAGCUGAGAGACGGAGCAGCCCCCUGUUGCGCAGGAAAGAUGGCCCUGUGGCCACUGCUUUAAAAAAGCGACCCCUGGAUGUCACAGACUCUGCGUGCAGCAGCGCCCCUGGCUCUGGUCCCAGCUCUCCCAAUAGCAGCUCUGGCAACGUCAGCACUGAAAAUGGCAUCACACCCACCGUGCCCAGCGCUCCAGCUGAGACAAGCUUGGCACACAGACUUGUGACUCGAGAAGGCUCAGUCGCCCCACUCCCUCUCUACACAUCUCCAUCCUUACCCAACAUCACCUUGGGGCUUCCUGCCACCGGCCCUGCCGCUGGUGCGGCGGGCCAGCAGGAUACUGAGAGGCUUGCUCUCCCAGCCCUCCAGCAGCGGAUCUCCUUGUUCCCUGGCACCCACCUCACCCCAUACCUGAGCACCUCACCCUUGGAGCGGGAUGGUGGAGCAGCUCACAACCCCCUCCUGCAGCAUAUGGUCCUGCUGGAGCAGGCCCCCACCCAGACACCCCUUGUCACAGACUGGUAUCUUUCAGGCCUGGGGGCGCUGCCCCUCCACACACAGUCCCUGGUUGGUGCGGACAGGGUGUCCCCAUCCAUUCACAAGUUGCGGCAGCACCGCCCCCUGGGGCGCACACAGUCAGCGCCCCUGCCGCAGAACGCACAGGCCCUGCAGCACCUGGUGAUCCAGCAGCAGCACCAGCAGUUCCUGGAGAAGCACAAGCAACAGUUCCAGCAGCAGCAGCUGCACCUCAGCAAGAUGAUAUCCAAACCCAGCGAGCCACCCCGGCAGCCUGAGAGCCACCCUGAGGAGACGGAGGAGGAGCUCCGUGAACACCAGGCCUUGCUCGAUGAGCCCUACCUAGAUCGGCUCCCUGGGCAGAAGGAGCCCUCCCUAGCUGGUGUGCAGGUCAAGCAGGAACCCAUUGAGAGUGAGGAGGAGGAGGUGGAGGCCACUCGAGAGGUGGACCCCAGCCAGCGUCCAGCCACUGAGCAAGAGCUGCUCUUCAGACAGCAAGCUCUCCUGCUGGAGCAGCAGAGGAUCCACCAGCUAAGGAACUACCAGGCAUCUAUGGAGGCUGCUGGUAUCCCUGUAUCAUUUGGCAGCCACAGACCUCUGUCCCGGGCACAAUCCUCCCCAGCAUCUGCCACCUUCCCCAUGUCAGUCCAGGAGCCCCCCACCAAACCAAGGUUCACCACAGGCCUUGUGUAUGACACACUGAUGUUGAAGCAUCAGUGCACCUGUGGGAACACCAACAGCCACCCAGAGCAUGCUGGGAGAAUCCAGAGCAUCUGGUCCCGCCUGCAGGAGACUGGCCUCCGUGGCAAGUGUGAGUGCAUCCGUGGACGGAAGGCCACAUUGGAAGAGCUGCAGACAGUGCACUCGGAGGCCCACACACUCCUCUAUGGCACAAACCCUCUCAACAGACAGAAACUGGACAGUAAGAAACUUCUAGGCUCACUGACCUCCGUGUUUGUCAGGCUUCCUUGUGGUGGUGUUGGGGUGGAUAGUGACACCAUAUGGAAUGAAGUACACUCGUCAGGGGCAGCCCGCCUGGCUGUGGGCUGCGUAGUGGAGCUGGUCUUCAAGGUGGCCACAGGAGAGCUAAAGAAUGGCUUUGCUGUGGUUCGUCCCCCAGGACAUCAUGCCGAGGAGAGCACACCCAUGGGAUUCUGCUACUUUAACUCUGUGGCAGUUGCAGCCAAACUUCUCCAGCAGAGACUGAAUGUGAGCAAGAUCCUCAUUGUGGACUGGGAUGUACACCAUGGGAAUGGGACCCAGCAGGCCUUCUACAAUGACCCCAAUGUUCUCUACAUGUCCCUGCACCGCUAUGAUGACGGCAACUUCUUCCCAGGAAGUGGAGCACCAGAUGAGGUGGGCACAGGGCCAGGCGUGGGUUUCAAUGUCAACAUGGCUUUCACGGGUGGACUUGAACCCCCCAUGGGAGAUGCAGAGUACCUGGCAGCCUUCAGAACGGUGGUCAUGCCAAUUGCAAAUGAGUUUGCCCCAGAUGUGGUACUGGUGUCAUCAGGCUUUGAUGCUGUGGAGGGCCAUCCCACACCUCUUGGAGGGUACAAUCUCUCUGCCAAAUGUUUUGGGUACUUGACGAAGCAGCUGAUGGGCUUAGCUGGUGGCCGGAUUGUGCUGGCUCUUGAGGGAGGCCAUGACCUGACGGCUAUCUGUGACGCUUCUGAAGCAUGUGUUUCUGCUCUGCUGGGAAAUGAGCUUGAGCCUCUGCCAGAAAAGGUUCUGCAGCAGAGACCCAAUGCCAAUGCUGUCCACUCCAUGGAGAAAGUGAUGGACAUCCACAGCAAGUACUGGCGCUGCCUUCAGCGUUUGUCCUCCACUGUGGGGCACUCUCUGAUUGAAGCCCAGAAGUGUGAGAAUGAAGAAGCUGAGACAGUCACCGCCAUGGCCUCACUGUCUGUAGGCGUCAAGCCUGCUGAGAAGAGAUCGGAGGAAGAGCCUAUGGAGGAGGAACCACCACUGUAGCCCCGAAGCUGCUGUUCUCUCCUUUGUUUGUCUGUCUUGAAGCUCAGCCAAGAAACUUUCCCGUGUCACUCUUGUGUCCUGCCUCGGUGCUCUCUCUGAGUGCAAAGGGACACCAGGCGUGCAGCAGCAACGGGAGGCCUUUCUGCCACCCUGGACCACAGGUCUGGAGAUGCACACGAACACCAGGUGUGGCAGAUCACAUGGAACACAGGACAGCGCGCAACACACAGGCACACAGACACGCGGAAGCCAAGCACACGCUGGUGGUUCCCCUGGGGACGCCCGAGAAAGAAGAGGCCUGUGGCAACUUGGGCAGAGUUGCUGAACCGAGUUGACAAUGAGGAUAAUGAAAAUCAAAGAUCUAAUAAUACAGAAAAAAACUUGAUUAAAACUGGUGCUUAACAUUUGAUUCUUACCCACAAUCCCACAGUCUCUGUGUAAACCACUCAACUCAUCUUGUAGCUUUUUUUUUUUUUUAAACAGAGAGUUUUCUAUGGCUCUGGCCUGCCUUGUGAACCUUAGUGGGGUGCUGUGGGGGUUCACAGCUUAGUGAGGGACAGAGUUGGAAGAAACUUUAAAGGAAAAAAAAAAAAAAAAAAACUGGACAGAACAGAAAUGUGAGCCUGGGAGUCAGCUGGAGCUUCCUGAAGCCAUCGGAAGAUGCGAGUUUGUGCCUUUUUUUAUUGCUCUGAUGGAUUUUUUUUGUGGCUGGGUUUUCUGAAGUCUGAGGAACAAUGCCUUAAGAAAAAAAAAAUAAUAACCACCAAGAAUUGGUGUGACAGUGUCCUGUGGCUGGCUGAGCUGGUGACACUGGCCUGGCAUUACAAGAGUAGGUGCCAGCCACUGUCCCCAGGGGGCCGCAGUACAGCCAGCCUUGCUUGGUUUGAUCGCUGUUUAAGGAAGAUGAGGUAGUUCCAAAAGCAGCGAACGCCGCCGCCGCCGCCGGCAGUUUUGAAGUCCAACACGUUUUCAACGGAUCCAAAGUGUUCUUUUCUCUUCCGUCACGUAGCAGUCGAGCACCUCCAUCGGGUUGGGAAGCAUGUCGUAGGCACACUGCAGUGUUACGAUCGGAAUGCUUUUCAGUAAAAGCAGGUAGCAUGAAGUAUUGCUUAAAUUUUAGGUAUAAAUAAAUAUAUAUAUGUAUAAUAUAUAUUCCACUGUAUUCCAAGCUAAGAAACUUGAUUCUUAUGAGAUCUUGAUAAAAUAUUUAUAAUGCAUUUAUAGACAAAGUAUAUAUAAAUAUAUAUAAUAAAUACAGACCGCAGAGGUCCUGGCAGGUGAAAGACAUGUGUGUUAGCUCUGAGGUGCUGAGGGCUGGGGUCUGGAUUGAAGCCCAAGGAAUUUUGAGCUCCAGAUUGGCCAGCUUCCAGAUCGCCAACAUGUUCACCCCUGGGCAACUUCCCUACCAGUUUGUACUUUAAUUUUAAUUAUUUUCUAACAAAGCCUCUGCCCUCUCCAAGCCUCCAUGCACAUAUGUACCCGAUGAGUUUUUAUAGCAAAGGAUAUAAAUUUGCUGUUGAUUUUUGUAUGAAUUUUUCACAAAAGAUCCUGAAGAAAACAUUGUUUUGUGGAUUUUACAUUUUUUUUUCCCUCACCGUUCAGCAGUUUUCUGAAGGUGGUAAUGUCUAAAACUUUUUCUUUCUAAAUUCUUACUUGUACAUUUUUUUAUAGCUCUGAAGGUUGUUUUUAUGGUUUGGUUUUAUUUCUUUUUAUACAGCAGGCAGAGCUCUGCUGUGUGCAGGACCACUGCGGUCAUGCUUGGUUUUAGAGAGAACCUCUCGGGACUGGAUAGCAGGUCUGCGUGGUGCCCUUGCGUUGUCUUUUUCAAGUUCCACCCAGGAGCUGCACAGCCAGGGCCUUCUGUCCUGCAACACUGGUAGUAUUACAAGGGCAGGCUAGCCACGUGAGUCAUGAGGGCCGUCUGCAUUAAUGAUGUGGACUUGUAACCACUCCAUCAGGAUAGAACUCCAACUCUAGUUUCCCAAAGACCUUGGAAGCAUGUCCACAGCGCCUGGCUCAGAGCCCGCCCGGCCCUGCACCUUCAGGGGUUUCCACUGCAGCCUCAUAGCCUGGGCUCUGGCUGGAGCCACAGCCCUGGGUUUGUAGCCUGUGGCUGCUGAACCAAGACCCUUGUCACUUGAGCCUGUAGGAGCACAGGGUCCUGAGGGACAGUCCGUCUUUGUCUUUGCUCUUUUUGUUGUUGUUUUUCUAUGACAACUGACUCUCUUUUUACUGCUAACUUCUUUUCUAGCACUUAAAGCCACCAAUUUCAUUCCAAAGUAUGUGGAGUUCAGACUGGCAAGGGGAAGUUGAGGUACUCAGAAGGAACACCCAGCUAAGUUUCUGAGUUAGGUGGCAUUCACAGGGUGAUGGAAACUGGGUCAGGCUUUUGACAGACAGGCUGAGCACACAAUCUUGGACUUUUGGUCGCUGUGCUUCUGUGAGUCAGUGCUAAGCUUAGACAGUGGGUAGAACACAGGGUAGAGAGGUCCUGUGACAUGCCUGGCAACCUUCCUCCCCAUGGCUACUGUGGCCCUUUGUAAAAGGAGCCAACCUAAAGGAGCCCAUGUAGCCCCUCCCCUGCUUGUGGCACUGCAUGGUGGCAGAGGCCAGCUAGCUGCUCUUCUGGCCGCCUUGGCCCAUUUUCUGCACACCCUGCCACCUGCCCUCUUUGUGCCAGCCACGGCUCGUGGGGAGGUACACAUCAUCUUGCUUUUUCAGGUGAUGGGUAAUAGGCUACCCAGUGGCCAGGGUAUUGUGAGAGGGACUCAUUUUGGUCCCAUCACAUCACCCUUUGAUUUGGGGGCCUGGCUAGGGAGCCAGCUCACUCCAGCUUCCCUGUGAGCUGAAAGCAUUACCUACCAUAUAGCCUUUUCUUCCCUUUGAAGACACACGUGGCCCUUCCCCACAGUUACCACCCAGGGCAGAGGGAGGGCAGAAGGUCGGCCUUGACCUCCAGGGCAGGACCACAGCACUCCCCUGCCUGGACCUUGAACCUUCCACCUUCUCCCUUCCUUUGCAAAGGCCUUGGUGGGUGCUGGCAAGGGAGCCGGGAGCAAGCACUUUACAUCCCUUUAAGGGAAGCCCCAAGACACCAUGUCCUUAGGAUGCUGGUGUUCACUCACCCUUGGGUCUUCCAGCUGCACCCUGAGAGCCCGUGCCCCACCAGCAGGCGGCUAUUCCCAAGGCCACACCCACAGGGGCAUCCCGGGGCUCUGGCUUCCGAGGGCCGCUUUAUCAAAGUGUUUCAGUUUUUCUUUACUUUCAAAUCUGUCCCCAAGAGGAAGGACCAUUUUGCAAUGGUCUUGGCAGCACUGGUGAUGGACUUGGUUGUGUUUCUUUCCGUCAGAACAUUCCUUCUUCACUGGUCACAGCCACGUGCUCAUUCCAUCCUUCUUUUUGUAGACUUUGGGCCCAUGUAUUUUAUGGGCAUUGAUACAUAUAUAAAUAUAUAGAUAUAAAUAUAUAAAUAUAUUUUUUUAAGUUUCCUACAUCUGGAGGUUGCAUGGACGUACGCGGCAUGUCUUUAUAUUGUAUACAGAUUUUGCACGCCAAACUCGGCAGCUUUGGGGAAGGAGAAACAAUGCCUUUCUUUCCCCUCACAUGAUGUUUGCAGAUGCAGAAAUUUUUUUCUGUGAAACACAACAAAACCUUGAAGGAGAGGAGGGGGGAGUUUGAGUCUUAUUGAACUUAUUCUUAAGAAAUUGUACUUUUUAAUGUAAGAAAAAUAAAAGGACUACUUACACGUCUCAUUAAGAAGUUGACCUAGCACCUUUGACAAACCGAUAGAGAGUUGAUUGUAUCCAUGUGCAAGCUCCAUAUUCAGACCCUACUGCCUGUCUCUCAAGCUGGUUGAGAGGAUUUUGUUUUGUUUUGUUUCCUUUUCUCUCCCUGCACAGGGCCAGGUGCACCCUGCCUGCUGUCACCGGCCCCUGGUUGAGAACCUGGGGUUCGGAUGAGUUCCCGUCUCAGCAUAACUGUGUUGACGGGUUCGUUCCUUCUGGAAGACACGGGGCUGGGGUUCCACAUUGAGCAGUCCAGGUCUUUGUGAGCCCUGGAUCUAAGCGAUACUUGGCACUGGAGGAAAUCGUUUCUCCCUCUCACGGGUCCGGGCAUACUCUGCACCCGGCCUUGAUGGCCUUAUUGGCCUCACAUUGAUCAAAGUCUCCUAUGGAAAGAAAAAAAUGCAGACAGGCCCUGUUCUGGGGGUGUGCACUCCCCUGAGGAGGCACCAUUUUUCCAAUCUGUAAGAAUGUUAACCAUGCUGUUUCUAUGUAUGCACAGGAGGCUGACCUCACUCAGCAAGAGCUCACUACAGAAGUGUGGUCGAAGCCAUUAAAGCGCUGCGCCAUGAUGCUGUGUGGGCUCCGCAGCCACGACCACCUUCACUCUGUAACAGCCUGUUUUCUCUUUGGUUGUCUGGACCUCCCCUCGGCGGCGCUUUCUCCUCUUGGCGGGGUUGGAGGUCAUGUUUGGUUUUCUCAUUCUUGUUUCAUUUUGUGUGGUGGGUUUCACUGACCGGAGGUGUCCUCUGAUGGUCACCUCUUUCCACCUCCCGGGUCCAGUGUUUGUACCACAUCACACACUUGUCACUCUUGUGGUGUAAAUAAAGACUGCGUUUAAUUGCCCUCCCA
Molecule: messenger RNA, 9873 nt
Organism: Cricetulus griseus (Chinese hamster)
Lineage: Eukaryota; Metazoa; Chordata; Mammalia; Rodentia; Cricetidae
Source: RefSeq, a predicted model, not a curated record